Helicoverpa zea (corn earworm) is the source of this 4013-nucleotide messenger RNA. RefSeq lists its product as uncharacterized. The coding region runs from base 40 to 2514 and encodes 824 amino acids. The record is from RefSeq and is a predicted model, not a curated record. NCBI's taxonomy places the organism in Eukaryota, Metazoa, Arthropoda, Insecta, Lepidoptera, Noctuidae. The transcript is spliced from 5 exons.
GCCCGGCGCGCGCGGUCCCUCGCGCCCCAGCGCGGCUCCAUGUCGCCUCUCCCGGCGCUGCUCGCGCUCGCAGCGCUCUGUGCCGCCGUCGCUAGUGAACACCAGCCAGCUCUGUGUCAACUGGACUAUUGCAAGUGCACCCCGGAUACUCAUCCGUCAUGGAAAACCGUGAACUGCACUCUUCGCCGGGAUCAGAAACUGGACAUUUUCGAGGGAGACCUGCCGGAGAGCACGACAGAGGUGGUCGUGGCCGGCGGCGGCGUGGUGAUGUUCGCGAGCAACUCGCUUUCGCGGCUGCGCGACGCGCGGCGCGUGUACGUGCGCGGCGCGGAGAUUGUGUUCGUGCGCGCGCACGCCGCCCACAGCCUGGACGUGCUGUCGUUGCACCUGCACGUGCAAGACUGCGGUGUCUUCCGCUUGGAAGAAAACGCUUUCCUUAACAUCAAAGGUCCACUUUCGGUAACAAUUGAAAAUUGUGAAACUGUGUCAACGGAAGGACCGGCUUUCUCGUGGCUGCUUUACAUGAACAUAACAAACGUCGGCACGCUGCAGCUCGGAGCGGGUUCCUUCACUCUGGACCCCUCCGCCAGCAACGUUGGCGAGCACGGUCCUGGGAUGUCGAUCAGGAUGAAAAAUAUAACCGUGCCCGUCAUACCCGCGCAGACCUUCGGAUCGUCAGCCGCCGAAAUUAUACUGGACAACAUCAAGAUAAACGAGAUCUUCGGAGGUGCCUUCUCCGCCAACACAUACAAUGUUGUGAUGGCCCUCAACUCCUCAAUCGAAAAUAUCGAUGAAGAUGCUUUUUCACAACGAUCACUGAUCAACAACUUAUACUUCUUUGGAUGUAAAAUUCAAAAAAUUGCUUCGAGAGCUGUUCAGUCGGCAGUUGGAAAUCUGAAUAUUUCAAACACUUUGAUUGAAAACGUGGUCGCAGGAGCAAUAAACAUAACAGUAGCGUCGGUUGUUAUCAAAGAUACUGAGUUCAAUCAGCUCGCGGAGCAAAGUAUAGAACUUUCUUCUUGGAAUAAGCUGCACAUGGAGAGGAAUUCAUUUGAUGUGCUCGUUCCUAACGCCAUCAUAGCUUUGGAAACAAUGGCACACGAACAAUCUGGACAUCAUUUAACUUUUAUUGAAAACGAAGUGGAGACGGCUCACCCUAAUAGUCUUAAAUUCAUUGGCCAAGCUCAGGCACACCAAGCUUCAUCAGUGGUUUAUAAAGACAACUACUACGGACAAACUUGUUAUUGCAAUAUAAGCAACUGGCUGUCUGACGUGUUAGCUACUGAAUCAGUUGAACCCUAUAAGGCAGAAAGUUACUGUACUGUGGACGAGUUCUUGGCUCGUUGUUUUAACGAACCCGAACAAAAUAUACUGUUUGACAAGUUCUUGGACGGAGUUUGCCAAAAAGAUUCGCCUACGUUCCACUGUGAAUCUUACAUCCGAAAAGCUGAUGGAACUUCAACUGAAAUAAAAAAUCCUAGAUUUCCUCAUAAAAACAAACAUGAACAAAUGAUUAGCGACCGUGACAAGAAAGUAAUCGGGAUUGUCAUAGUAACCUGCUUAGGUUGUGUAGUCAUUGUCAUGAUAAUAAGCUUCAUAAGAUGGUUGCGCCGCAAGGGCUAUUGUAUUAACGUGAAAAACUUACUAAUUUCAUCUAACUCGUCAUGUGGGGCAUUUUGCGAGCGGAUUUGUUCGUGUGGAGUCGUCAAUACGCUGGACAAUGCAAGAUCUAUUUCCCGACUGUCUGUCAAUGAAUAUUCUGAACGACAUUGCUUAAAUGAACCAACAAGAGUUCAGGACAUUAUCCAGGAAUCGAUUUUGCAAGAUGAACUGGUCCCGACAGAAGAUAAAACUACUCAAACUUUACCUGAAGAACUCACUAAAGAACUGUUGGAAAAUCUAAAAGAGAGAUUGGAGAGUCCUGAAAAUUACGUGGAAGCUCGUGAGACCAUUGAACACUUAUACGUGCUUACUAAGUUAGAAGAAAAUUGCAACACCAUUGUUCCAAAACUUAUCAACGUGGAAGAGAAUAUAUACGAAUUGCCCUUUCAGAACACUACUCCUCGCAUUGGAAAGAACAACAAACAGAUGAUUAGUAUUGGCACUCGUACGCCGUCACUUGACAAGCUGCUGCCUUUAUCACCGUAUAAUAGGCAAACUGCUUUAGUACAUGAGUAUUUUGAACCAAAAGAUUUCGCUGUCCACCUAUAUGCCGAAAUUGCUAAUAAUGAAAAAGAAAAGAGGACACUACUGGGCAAUAUGCCCGACGUUGUCGGAGAGCAAGCGGCGCCACGUGGACCCUACCUCCGAGCUGUACGUGAAAAAAUGAAUUCGUCUUCUGGAUCCCAAGCUAACCCCCUGUGUAAAUCACUGAAUAGCUCAAACGGAUCGCGGGGCAUGUCCACCAUUAAAUCAACAUCUUCUAACACGUCAGCGAAAAUGCUGAACCGUCCUUUGCCAGAGAAGCCGAGUUCGAUAGACCCGGGCGAGGGCACGUCCUUCAAGCUCGGUUGAGGGUUAGGCAAUGCGCAGCCGGCGCCAGCGCAUAGCGGCGGGAGCCGGCCCGGGCGUCCCCGCGGAGAGCCGCCUUGGGGUGAGGAUUGCCACACGGACCCGGACCCCUGCGUAACGAGCUAACCGGGCGGAUCACAACGACGCGACUAUCGAGAUGAUGCUUAAACAUUUCUUUGCUGUGAUAUUAAUUUUGAUUAUUUUUAUUUGUAUAAUUACUUUUGAGUGAUGUGUCGUGCCAGACACUGCUGUAUGUUUAUUUGUAAAUAAUUUAUGAGUUGUAAUUAAUUGUAAAUGUUGAGCCGGGCGAAAACGUGAUCUUUUGAUAUUGUACGAGCCUGAUACGUUUCGAUUCUGAUUAACUAUGCUUUGCCUAAUCAUUAUGUACCUCUAUAUUAAUGCUUUUUAAUGAGAACGUAUAGUCGCCAUUUUUAUAAAUGUUAUGAUCACGGAGGAACGCAAGAUAGCGGAGAUGCCAUAGGAAAGGUCAGUCAGGCGUCUAUUUUUAGGUCAAACCAAUGUACGGUAGGCGUGAUCAGUUACUAAACGUGCGUGAGAAUCGUCCAGGUUCCUUGCCAAAUCAAAACCAAUCUGCCAAAUCUGUUUAAGAUUGGUCUUGAUUGAUUGGUGAUAUCAAUUUGGAAACAUUGGGCGGGUUCCAUAGAAACCCACAUUUAAGUUCACAACUUUCUUUGGAUAUUUUGCACUAUGACAUGUCCGCUUGUCAUUUUGUUCUUCAUGGUUAUGAUACAAAGAUUUUACUAACGACAGCUUCGCAAGAAAAUACAGAAACUGAUAUUCUUAAUGAAAUGGUCUUAAAUAAUUCCAAUAAUGUUUUGGAAGACAAUUUGUAGGCAAACAUCCACACAUAAUCUGAAAAAAAAAAUGUAUAUGUAUAUAUAUUAGCAUAAUAAAGUGUGCAUUUACUGUCAGAUCAUCAGUUUUAGCAUAUUUAAAGUUGUCGUAAGAUGGUUUGAUGAUAGUACGACUACUCGAGUAGAAGUCACCUUAGCUGUCGUCCCUAAGGUUAGUGAAUCCUUUUAAAAGCAUUCUUUUUAUAAAAUUAUACUAUAUUAAAAUGAAAUCGUAUUUCUUUAAACAUUUACAUGUUAAAGUAUACACUAUACCUAUUUAUGAAUGGACUUUCCAUAGAAUGUACCCUUGUAUACUGUGCUCAAUGAAUAUCAUCUAGGCCAUUUAAAAUGUUCACGAAUAUCCUAUUUACUUUAGUCCUGAAUCUGUCCUACGUACUUUAUAUCGAAAUGUUAAUAUAUAUUAAAUAUAGAACAUAGAAUAAGUAAGAAAUAGAUUUAAUAUUGUAAUCAUUAUUGACGUGACACUGAUUAUUAGACUUUGCCAUAAAACGAAACAGUCAUUAUCUAUAUGUUGUUGUAAUGAGAACGAUAAUAUGUUAUUCUGAGAGCAGAUUAUGAGGACUUCUUAAACAAAGAAGACAUGUUAUUCCAUUUAUGUUCCACAUUAAAUAAAUGUUGAUUGUCGAA